AUGUCGACAAUCUCACGAACGUUAUCCAACCUGCGCAAGGUUGGAAUCAAGGCAAAUGCUGGUAUGUACCUGACCGAACGAUCCUCGACUUGGCUAACGACGCCUGCUCUCUCGAAUAGUAUAUCGGUACGCUUCCUCGAUUAUCCGCCGAAUCAUCCACUGACAUCCACAGGUGACACCAAGGCUGGUCGUCUGAUUGGCACCGAUCGCGCCGGCAACAAGUUCUUUGAGAACAACGAGGAACUCCCCCUCCGAACACGCUGGGUCGAGUACGCCAAGCACGACUACGACGCCGCUCAAAUCGAGCCCGGAUGGCACGCCUGGAUCAGUUACAACGUCGACAAGCCUCCUACCGAGGACCCUCUACUAGUAACCGGUGUCCGAGCCUUUGAGCCCUCACGCCCCCUCCCCAACUUUACCCAGACCCGCGGCGCUUUCAAGACUUACAACACUUCCAAGUCCAAGAUCUCGGCAUGGGAGCCUGUGGCGGCGCCUCGGGCAUGA
Fusarium tjaetaba is the source of this 504-nucleotide messenger RNA. Its product is annotated as NADH-ubiquinone oxidoreductase subunit. Gene Ontology annotation, biological process: response to oxidative stress; mitochondrial respiratory chain complex I assembly. The coding region runs from base 1 to 504 and encodes 167 amino acids. The transcript is spliced from 3 exons. Gene Ontology annotation, cellular component: membrane. The record is from RefSeq and is a predicted model, not a curated record. NCBI's taxonomy places the organism in Eukaryota, Fungi, Ascomycota, Sordariomycetes, Hypocreales, Nectriaceae.